AUGUCCUGUGGAUUUGGGAACACUGAAGAAGUAAACAUCACACAACACCGAAGGAUUUUCAUGCCUAAGGGUAUCGAUCUGAAAGUCGGUGGGAAGACCAAGAAGACCAAGUGGACCGCCCCAAAAUCCAAUGAUAUCUAUCUCAAGCUUCUCGUCAAGCUGAAUCAUUUUCUGGUGAGGAGAACAGGAAGCAAUUUCAAUGCGGUGAUACUGAAGUGGCUUUUCAUGAGCAAGACCAACAAGCCUCCUCUCUCCCUCUUCCGCUUGAUUCGUUUCAUGCAGGGAAAGGAUGCUAAGAUUGCUGUGGUUGUUGGGACCGUUACCGAUGACAUUCGGGCAUAUGAAGUCCCUGCUUUGAAGGUGACUGCACUGAGGUUCACCGAAACAGCAAGAGCCAGGAUUGAGAAGGCUGGUGGUGAGUGCCUCACAUUUGACCAACUCGCCCUUAGAGCGCCACUUGGACAGAACACGGUUUGUAUUUCAAUCUUGUUGGUCUGUGCUUCUGCAAUGUUGUCUAGUUCAUAUGUGUCGAAUGUAUUGUUUUGGCCCUGAAGGAUUUUGCUGUUGAAACUGAAAAUUGAGAUGGGUCGAAUGGCAAUAUAAGGUGUCUUGGGUACAACAGUAAGGCUGAAAUUGCUGGCUUUUUGUGAUAUUUGAUAUGCCAUUGACAAUUGGGUAAUCCUGGAA
This is a messenger RNA of Camellia sinensis, 687 nucleotides long. NCBI's taxonomy places the organism in Eukaryota, Viridiplantae, Streptophyta, Magnoliopsida, Ericales, Theaceae. The record is from RefSeq and is a predicted model, not a curated record.